AUGACACCCCCGCCACCAGCCGGAGGCGCUUCCACAUCCCAACCCUUCGACCCACGCAGUCUCUACUCCUCCUCCUCUCCAUCCAAUCCCAAACCCUCCGCCACCACACAGACCACUUCGUCCACUUCCAUCCCCGCACCACCGGUCAAACGCGAACCCAGCAACAGCCACUCCACCCAUGAUGAGGCCGACGACAGUUCGCCUAGCGCAUCCUCUCCAGCUGGCGGCAAGAAGAAGCCUUCCAAGAGGAGAAAGGUGAACCUGGCGUGCAUAUACUGUCGUCGAUCGCACAUGACCUGCGACGAGGGUAGACCGUGUCAACGGUGCAUCAAGAGGGAUAUCGGGCAUCUUUGUCACGACGAGGCUACGCCGGCGAAGGCGAACGAUAAGGACGAUCAGCAGUCCGGUGGUGCGGUGGCGAGUGGGACGCCGUCCAAACCGGCGGCGAAGGCGAAACCGCCAGCGAUCAAGGCUGCUAGUCCAUCCACAGCUCCAGCAACAGCAACGACAGCGCCGAACGUGCAAGAGCAGGUGGCGUCGACCUCAGCAGCGAAUAUCUUUCCAACCUUGGGUCUGGCUGGUUCAGCAACACCCGCGAAUGCCGUGUUCGGCAGCAGCUCAGCAGGUCCGUAUUCGUCGAUGAACAGCGCGCCGGGAGAGUUCAAUGCGGCCAACAUGUUCAAACCUCAAGCAGGCGGUGGAGGGGCAGCCAUGCAGCAGUCCAAUUCUUCAUCCGGCGGCAAUGCGGCAGGUCUUCUCUCCAUCGCUUCGCUCUUCAACAACGACACCAACAACAACAACAACAACAACAACGGCAUUCCAAAUCAGUCCGUACAGGCGAAUCAGCAACAGCAGCAGCAGCAGGCAGGUGGAGAGAUGACAGGGUUGGGAGGUGCAGGCUGGCUCGGGCUGGGAGGUGGACCGGGUGGGUACGAGGGUGGAGGAAGCGGGUUCGGCGGUGACUCUGCGGGUGGGAAUGAGUUUACGCUGCUGAGCGAGUUCUUGGAGAGUCUGGAUGGGCCUGGGUUUGGGGCGGGUGCGACGCCGGGCAUGUCCGGUACGAGUGCGAUCGGUGCGGGGACUGGAAGUGGAUUUACGCCGUCUCAGAGCAGGAGAAAUACGAUCUCCGGACUGGGCGGGAUGGAUGGGUUGACGGCGUUGACCUCGAUCAAUGGGGGCAACGCUGCCGUGUCGUCCACGGUGGGAGGCGGUGGUGCGGGUACGAUGUACAAUUCCGGCUCUUUCGGCAGCGGAGUAAUCAACGCCACCAACAACAACACGGGCGAUACGGGGUCGGGGAAACGAUCGCGACGAUCAUCGUUUUCCGCUGCGCCGACCGCUGGCGCCAAUUCGUCCACCAGCACAUCCUCCACCCUCGCAUCUGGUUCUUACAUCCCCUCGCUGCAAGGCGGGUCGACCAAGCAGGAACGAUUCUUCCUCACAGCGGCGGAUCAAAAGGACGGAACACGAGACGAACGCCUCGCGCGCGUCAUCCAAGCCAAGUACGAAGCUGGCCUUCUUCGACCGUACAACCACGUCAACGGCUACGCACGCUUGAACCGGUGGAUGGAGCGAAACGUAUCCGCCGCAUCCAAGCGUCGAAUCCUCAAGCCGUUGUCCGUGUUUCGACCUGCCUUCCGAGCGGUUGCGCAGUCGUUGACGACGAUCGACCUCGUGUUUAUCGAGGAGGCGUUCGAGCGGUUGCUGUUGGACUACGAUCGCGUGUUUUCCACGCAAGGGAUUCCGGCGUGUUUGUGGAGGAGGACGGGGGAGAUUUAUAAGGGAAACAAGGAGUUUGCCGAGCUCGUAGGUGUACCGAUCGAAUCGCUUCGCGAAGGGAGGCUGUGCAUCUACGAGCUUAUGGCGGAAGAAAGCGCGGUCAACUACUGGGAGAAGUACGGAGCGGUGAGUUUCGACCCGGGACAGAAAGCGGUGUUGACGAGCUGCGUGCUCAGGACGAAGAACAAGAGUAUCGUCGCCAACAGUGGGAGGGAUGGGAAGAAGGGUGGUGGUGGUCAGCAGACGGAGGGUGGGGGUGUGGCGGCGGGAACGGGUGCGACGAGCACGAGUGGUGUGCUCAAGGAUCCGGCGAAUCCGAAGGCUGCGUUUAUCCACUGUUGCUUCAGCUUUACUAUUCGGAGGGACCAGUGGAACAUUCCGCACUUGAUCGUCGGGAACUUCUUGCCCACGAAUCCCACUUGA
Pseudozyma hubeiensis SY62 is the source of this 2202-nucleotide messenger RNA. RefSeq lists its product as hypothetical. The record is from RefSeq and is a predicted model, not a curated record. NCBI's taxonomy places the organism in Eukaryota, Fungi, Basidiomycota, Ustilaginomycetes, Ustilaginales, Ustilaginaceae. Gene Ontology annotation, biological process: regulation of DNA-templated transcription. The coding region runs from base 1 to 2202 and encodes 733 amino acids. The transcript has a single exon. Gene Ontology annotation, molecular function: DNA-binding transcription factor activity, RNA polymerase II-specific; RNA polymerase II transcription regulatory region sequence-specific DNA binding; zinc ion binding. Gene Ontology annotation, cellular component: nucleus.